UUUCCAGAUACUCGUAUAUAUGAAUUGUAAAAAAAGUCAACUUUAUAAAACGCAUAUCCUGGGGUUCCCUCCUGCACGCAAGCCUUUGCCAACUUCAUUCCAUUCGGGUUCGACUUUUACUUUAUCAAGUUCAAUAUUGCCAACCAUAAGUACCUCAAAGCGAAGCGCGCAUUCGUUGGAACCGUCGUUCUUUGAUGAUGUAAGCUUAUAUUCGGUCCAUUGGAAAAAGGGGUUUUCAUUCUAUUCAACUUUAUGCAGAUUAUCCCCACACCGUGGUACAUUUGGUUCAUUUGAGCGGAGUAGUACUAGCCUGACAUAUUUCGAUCUUUUAUUGUAAGCAUGUGUACUCUCAAAAAAUAAAACCGUAUCCUCUUGACUUUUUGACUUGAUUUCCCUAAACACCGUCUUUUUGCGUUUUCCUUUCUUGGCUUUUGCAGUUUCUCUUUUGGAGCGUUGUUUUUGGUAGAAAGAUAACUUUGCUGGAGCUGCAUCAUCCACAUCAUCAUCUACUUCAUCGUCAUCCUCGGCCAUUGAAGUGUUUCCCAUGUAUGUCAUUAAAUACGACACAUGAACCAGAGGAAAUACACACCAACCACAAGUACUUCCAAGUUUGGUGAAUACUGGGUUGUGAUGAUCGAAGAUGCAAAUUAAAGACUGGAGCUAAAUGUUCAACUUUCUCAGACAAUGUCCUUUUGGAAUUCCGGGCCACCGUGUGACUUUUGUUCUCAAUCUAUUUUUCCUAAAAAGUUCCUUUCUCAAUCCACUGAUCCUAAAAAGUUCUGCAAUAAAUGUCAAGUGAUAUUAUGUUCGAAAUGUGUCACUGUACAUGAAGACAAGCUCAAAUAUCUAGCACAUGACAUUGUUGAUUUUGAAGAAAGAAAGAUCCUACCAUUGCUUCCUGAGUGCAAUUUUCACUCCAGCGAAAAAUGUGUAGCCCACUGCCAACUAUGCGAAACCCAUGUUUGUCUAAAGUGCAUUCUUGGUGACCACAAUGAGCACAAAAUGAAAGACAUGGAAGAUAUUUUCAAUGAAAAGAAGAAUGAAAUCGAAGAAGAUAACGAAGAAAUUAAAUCGACUAUUAUCCCUAAGUAUGAGAAGGAAAUAAAAAAUGCAGAGAUUGAAAUAUCAUCUAAAACAGCCAAAUCUGAAGAAAUGGAAAAAGAAAAAGAAAAAUAUAGAAAACAGUGGCACCUAGAAGUAGACACCAUCUUCAACAAACUGGAUUACUUAAUCAAGUCCAAAAGUAAAGAUCAUACCUGCUCUUUAAAAUCCCAUCAAUCCAGGUUAAGAAACCUUGUUCAAAGUAUGAAACAAACAGUUGAACAAAAUGAAAAAAUCCUGAAUACUAACGAAGUGUCUGGAGUGAGCAACUACAAAUCCAAAGUACAGGAAUACAGAGACAUGACUCCUGGUCACAUUGAUGUCGAAAUUCCUUCACUGAAUACAAAAACGGACCAAGAGAAUGAACUUUGCAUAGAAUUAGAAGAAUACAAGGCAACACUAACGCAGACAGGAUUUUCCAGUCUGAGCGAAGAAGCAUCUUUUUUAUCUACAGGAGAAUUAUUAGAGAAAGCUAAAGUGAUUUCCACUGUUCCUACUGAAGUUAGACCUCUAUCUGGAAUGGCCUGUGUAGGAACAGAUGAAAUCUGGGUUAGUUUUGGUGCGAUGUUUAGUCAAGAUAACCAAGUCAUAAAACGUGUAAACAUACACGGGGCUUGUCAAAAUUCUGUCACCACCAUGGGUAAACACAGUCCUGGUGGUAUAUUUGUGACCGGAAGGGGAGAGCUGAUAUACAGUGACUGUGAAAAUGAUACCGUGAACCUUGUCAGAAAUGGGAAGACAGAAGUAAUGAUCACCCUACCAAAAGGCUGGAAACCAUAUGGACUGUGCUGUACCAGAUCGAAUGAUAUCCUGGUCAAUAUAAAUAACCUUUCAAAAAACAAAAUAAUAUACUAUCAGGAAAGGGAAAUCAAACAGAAUAAAGAUGCACAGGGAAAAUUAAUCUUUGAAGGAGGAUUUUGCCAACUCUUUGUUGCUGAGAAUAUCAAUGGAGACAUCUGUGUCUCUGAUUCUGAUUUUAAUCGUGGCAUUUUAUCCACAAUUGACAUAACAGGGAAAGUUCGAUUCCAGUACGACGGUACAGCAGCCAAGAAAGAGAAGUCCUUUAGUCCUAGAAAUACAGUGACAGACUGUAUGGGUCAUAUAAUCGUGACAGAUUACAACAAUGCUUGUCUACAUAUCCUAGAUCAGAACGGAAAGUUCCUAAAAUGCGUGGACAAUUGUGGUCUUGAUAGUCCGCAUACUUUGAGCAUUGACAGCUUAGGGAGAUUAUGGGUAGGAUCAGAACAAUCAGGAGAGGUGAAGGUGAUUCAGUACAUGAAAUAAACAUCUAAUUAUGCUUGGGCAAGAUGAGUGAGAUGGUCAUUACCAAUUGAGAUGUUAUGUUUGAACUGCUUUUCUGAAAAACACUUCUGCACUCUGAAUUAGUGUACAUGUUUUGCAGUUAUCUGUUUAAUUAUAAUAUUUUUAAAAGCGUUGUAAAUUGUGAAAGUUCAGACAUAGUUUUGACAAUAUUGUUAAUACAGAAUGAACUUGUGUGUCAUUUGUACUGUUGAGUGAUAAAUGUCUGAUUCCUUUGACAAGGUUUUUUUGGUCUAUGGAAAUUGAAUAGAAUGUAUGUACAUAGAGUUUCCUGAUCAAGAUAAUUAACAGAAUUUUUUCUAGCUUCUAAUAUGUUUUAUGAAUCUUCUUUAUAUAAAUCAAAGUAGUUGAAAUUAGAGGUACUGUGAGCACUGAGCUCAAUAAUUGAUACCCCGGCCUCCCAUAUGAUUAUAGUGGCAAAGUCCAUGUUUUGGACUUGGAGACCCGAAAGAAGUGUCAAAUCAAAUAGCAAAGUAGCAGGUGUACAAUGGCAUUAUGUAAUAAAGAAUCUGUAAACGUAUUAUUAAAUUUUAUUCCGUUGUAUAAGAGGAAUUGUGGAUAAGAGAUAUGUCUCAGUCCUCACAAUACCAUGAAUUUUUUUAUCUUUUGAAUGACCACCUUUUG
Messenger RNA from Saccostrea cuccullata (small rock oyster), 3045 nucleotides. RefSeq lists its product as uncharacterized. The record is from RefSeq and is a predicted model, not a curated record. NCBI's taxonomy places the organism in Eukaryota, Metazoa, Mollusca, Bivalvia, Ostreida, Ostreidae. The transcript has 3 exons. The coding region runs from base 685 to 2385 and encodes 566 amino acids. Gene Ontology annotation, molecular function: zinc ion binding; ubiquitin protein ligase activity.